AUGGACAAUAAAAAACCAUCCGAUAUACCGUCCCCAUUUGAUAAGAUUUUCGAGCACUACCACACCUUCAAUGCAGUGCAGUCCUCGCUGCUCGACGUAUUGCUACAUACCAACAAAUCUGUGGUGCUUAGUGCACCAACUGGCUCUGGCAAAACUGUGGCCUUUGAAUUGGCAAUUGUGCGUAUGUUACUCGACCACCAACAGUCUCACACAAUCAACUCCAGUCAGACAGUGUACACCACCGUAGCAACAAAGGCAAUUUAUGUAGCACCGAUUAAGGCACUUUGUGCCGAACGAUUUGACGAUUGGAAGGCGCGUUUUGAGGUUGUCGGUGUAAAGUGUUUACUCAUCACCGGUGAUAGUGAACUGGAUGAGCUAGCACGAUUGCGCGAUGCUCAAGUGAUUAUAACGACACCAGAAAAAUGGGAUUCAUUGACACGUCACUGGCGUGACUGCCGGGACGCCAUCAGUUCAGUGCGACUCUUUCUUAUUGAUGAAGUCCACUUGUUGAAUGAAGAUAUACGCGGCCCUGUGCUAGAAGCGAUAGUCUCACGUAUGCAUACCAUUGCUCGUGAUACAAUGAUCGAGCCUUUGCGGUACGUGGUCGCUUCAGCCACUAUACCAAAUGUGCAGGACAUAACGCGUUGGAUUGCUCGCGUCGGACCUGAUCGAAAUGGCGCAAAUAAUUUAUCUAUUCAUGAAAACGUCAUACAUUUCGUUUUUUCAGACGCCGAUCGUCCUGUGCCGUUAGAAAAGUAUGUGUUAGGUUUCAAUUCAUGUUUACGAGGAUUUAAAUUUGAUAUGAGCCUCAAUUACAAAUUAAUGGGCAUUUUGAGGAAAUAUUCUGAGUGUAAAGCUACUUUGAUUUUCUGUAAUUGUCGAAAGUCUGCUGAAAUGGCAGCAACAGCCUUAGAAACAAAUAUUACUACACAUUUCGCACUUAGUGACCAACAGAAGGCAAAUCUAACACACCUAUCACAGAGCUUGCACGACAUUAAACUGCGCAAAUUGACCGCACAUGGCAUCGCUUACCAUCAUGCUGGCAUGAGUCUAACUGAUCGCAACCAAAUUGAGGAUAGCUUCCGUCAGGGCAACUUAAUGGUUUUGCUCUGCACCAACACUUUGGCAAUGGGUGUCAAUUUGCCAGCACGUCUUGUGGUCAUCAAGUCAACUGAGUAUUAUCACCAAGGAAAAAUGAUGGAAUAUCCAGAGAGUACAUUGCUACAAAUGAUUGGACGCGCUGGACGGCCACAAUAUGACACAAAAGGUGUUGCCGUAAUAUUAACGCACAGCCGAAAUGUGCUAUAA
This is a messenger RNA of Rhagoletis pomonella (apple maggot), 1308 nucleotides long. Its product is annotated as probable ATP-dependent DNA helicase HFM1. Lineage: Eukaryota; Metazoa; Arthropoda; Insecta; Diptera; Tephritidae. The record is from RefSeq and is a predicted model, not a curated record. The transcript has 7 exons. Bases 1 to 1308 code for a protein of 435 amino acids. Gene Ontology annotation, molecular function: nucleic acid binding; ATP binding.